AUGGAAGAUAGAGCCCACAGAAUUAUUCAGUUUGCACUGAACAGUAAAGAAAACAUGAAUAAUGCAUCCUCAUUAGUGGAAAAUGUUUCUUGUAAACAUAUCAAUCUAACCAGUUCAUUUCAUUUUACAAGAGGAAGAUGUUACACAUUUCAAUCACUAAACCAAUCAGAGCUAUUUUCUCCAGUCGGUGGCUUUUUCUUUUAUCUAAGUCAUGAUCAAGCGAAACAAGGUGGGGGUUACUCUGACUCAAGUUCCCCUGGUUAUCAGCUUUACUUACAUGGUCCAAAUGAAGUGUUAACCUAUAGUAAUAGUGAAGGAAGUAGUUUUAUUGAGUAUCUUGACUUGGACUCUUCAGAAGAGAUGUACGUAAAAUUUGAAAUACAACAAUUUAAAAUGCAUCCGUCGAGUGACGAAGAUUGCGUUCCCGAUGAACAUUACAGCAAAUCGCAGUGUGAAGAUUACUGCAUCGGCCAAGCAAUAGUUAGUAACACUAAUUGUACAGUCCCUUGGCUAAGAUUACCGCCAAACAUGAGUUUUCCUGAAUGUGACGAUUUUUUAUCGGUUCGAAACUCAAUUCAAUAUUACAUAAACCGUAGUAUGAGAAGAACCUAUUUAGAACAAUGUAAUUGCCGCAAGGCCUGCGACUUUACAGUUUACAAAUCCUAUAUUAUUAAUCGAAAAUCUGUAGAGUCCUUACUAGAACCCAACUGCGUCAUUUAUAUUUAUUGUACUAAUCUAAUAUUCAGAAUGACCGAAGUACUAGGCUACGAUUCUAAUCAGCUGCUAUCUGAUAUUGGUGGAUCCUUAGGAUUUUUAUUGGGUCUGUCAGUCAUAAGCCUCAUUUGCAUAAUCGAACAAAUUUUCAAAAUAAUGUUUAGAAUAUUCUUCAAACGAAAAGUGAAAAAAGAGUUAGAGGCUCAGGAAAUAGGAAGCACCAAAAACGAAGACACCAAAGAACGUGUUGAAAAUAUGGAUAUAAUUAAAAAUAAUAUUAUAUCUGACAAGAAAAUAGAUAAUGAACAAGAACAUAUUUAUAGUAAUUUAAAAAAUUUAGUUGUUGACUACAAUGAUUUCCAAAAGAAUAGUUAUUGUGAGCAUAGUCCAAAUGAAAAUCAAAACCAAAAAUAUGUAAAAUAA
Messenger RNA from Diabrotica balteata, 1137 nucleotides. Lineage: Eukaryota; Metazoa; Arthropoda; Insecta; Coleoptera; Chrysomelidae. The record is from the annotation of a GenBank genome assembly.